AUGAUUCGAACUGAAAUUGUCACGCCCCGCUGCGGGCCCAUUACCAAAUUGGUGGUCAGCAUUAGCAGCGGCCAAACAAAAAUUACUUACGCAGAUGACUCGAGUCGCGCCUCUUGUGCGAAUCCCUCCUGGUUAACCUACAACGGCAGAAUGGCGGACCUCAGCCCGAUGUGUGAGCCAGCGCCCAAAGAUUAUCCCAAGGAGGCGAAACACUUUUUGGAAAGACAUUUUGGAACUAACUCACAUAUAAGGGUCUCGGAAGCUGCUAAAAAACGCCUAGAAUUAUUGGACUUAACUGUCUUAAGUUACAAUGAUAUAGAUUUGGAGGAAAAUAAGCCUGUUGUGUGGCAUGAAGUGACUUUAGAGGAGGUUGAACUACCGCCAGCUCAAAGGGCGAGCAUUGUGGAGUACAAGGAACCAGAGACGGACUCUAUAAAGAUAUUGAAUUUCGCUUGGCAUUUGCAGAACUGUAGGGCCUGGGAGUUAAUUAUCAGUGAUAGAUACAGGGGGGCCAAAUGCUUUUGUCCGCGCAUCAGGAAGAUAAUGGAUACUAUAAACGAUCUAGUUGAACCAGAAAUGUUUCAGAUCGAGUCAUCGGAGGAUGAUUCUGCUUGGGUUCCCGCUUUGAGCGAGAAAGUGCAGAGCGCUAGUUUCUUACUCAAGAAACUACAUAACCUCCUAGAUCUCCAGAAAGAGGUCAAUCUUCGUUACCAGGACAUCUGA
This is a messenger RNA of Drosophila bipectinata, 723 nucleotides long. RefSeq lists its product as uncharacterized. The record is from RefSeq and is a predicted model, not a curated record. Lineage: Eukaryota; Metazoa; Arthropoda; Insecta; Diptera; Drosophilidae.